Molecule: messenger RNA, 851 nt
Organism: Xenopus tropicalis (tropical clawed frog)
Lineage: Eukaryota; Metazoa; Chordata; Amphibia; Anura; Pipidae
Product: pulmonary surfactant-associated protein C-like
Exons: 7
Coding region: 78-710 (210 amino acids)
Biological process (GO): respiratory gaseous exchange by respiratory system
Cellular component (GO): extracellular region
Source: RefSeq, a predicted model, not a curated record
UCUUUCUAAUAAAUAAAGCACCUGUUGCUGCAGAAAAACAAGGUGCUAAUAAGAGCUGAAGGGGAUUACAUUCUACCAUGACAGCAAAACUACAGGAAGGAAACAGUUCAUCUAUUAUUUCUCACAAAAUGAAAGAGAGCAAAAGGAUAUUGGCGUUGUCUAUGAUUAUACUGAUUCUUACAGCUAUAAUUGUUGUUGGUGCAACCUUAAUUGGAGUUUAUAUGACUCAGAAAUACACAGAAGCGGUUGUACAAAUGGCCCUCAGUGGUCAAAAUGGGGAAAAAGUUCAACAGACUGUGAUGGUCAGUGACAAGGAAAAUAUAGCUUUAUUCUAUGUCAAAACCAAUAAUGAAUCAUCAACUAUUUUGUAUGACUACAAACAAGAACUCAUCACAUUUAGACAAAUGAACAGUGAAAAAUGCUAUAUUAUGAACAUAAACCAGACCAAUGCACCUAAACUGAAGGACAUUCUUAAUGACAUUAAACGGUUUCAGGCUACGAACACCACACGUCUAAAUAAUAUAAACUACAAUUUGUUAGAAGGAGAAGAGGCUGAUAAUAUCAAACUUGGAAUCACAGUGAAUAUCCUCUGCAGUGAUUCUACUAUCUACUGGGCAACAAUGAGCAAGUCAGAACAUCUUCGUUGGAAGAUAAUUAUCCCGUUUAAGAUAUUUGGAUUUCAGGGAUCUAUUACACUUGAAAUACUUUAAAUCACAAAGGGAGAUCUAUUAUACUGGAACUGUUUUAAUGAAUGGACUUCAUUAUGCACUCUUAUACUGAAAAACAGCAACAGUCAGACCAACCUUCAUAUUUGUAAUAUCAACCAUCAAUAUAUGUACUAUUUCCAUUUU